UUCGAAGCUUUUCCUCCUCCUCCGCGCAUCUCGGCGCCGCGCCAUGGCCGCUCUCAGCUCGCGCCGCCGCCAUGGCAGCCUCCGCCUCCUCGCCGUGGCCCUCCUGGUGCUCGCCGGAGUGGCCUCCUCCGCCGCCGCGGCGGGGAGCGGCCGCGGCGCAUUUGACCCAUCCCGCGUCGUGCAGCUCUCGUGGCGCCCCAGGGCGUUCCUGCACAAGGGGUUCCUGACGGACGCGGAGUGCGAGCACCUGAUCUCGCUGGCGAAGGACAAGCUGGAGAAGUCGAUGGUGGCGGACAACGAGUCCGGGAAGAGCGUCAUGAGCGAGGUGCGGACCAGCUCCGGCAUGUUCCUCGAGAAGAAGCAGGACGAAGUUGUAGCUAGGAUAGAGGAGAGGAUUGCAGCUUGGACGUUCCUUCCACCAGAUAAUGGCGAAUCCAUUCAAAUAUUACAUUAUCAGAAUGGCGAGAAGUAUGAGCCACACUAUGAUUACUUCCAUGACAAAAAUAAUCAAGCUCUUGGAGGACAUCGGAUCGCCACUGUGCUCAUGUACCUUUCAGACGUUGGGAAGGGGGGAGAGACCAUCUUUCCAGAAGCAGAGGGGAAGUUAUUACAACCCAAGGAUGAUACAUGGUCUGACUGUGCUAAAAAUGGAUAUGCAGUAAAACCGGUAAAGGGUGAUGCCCUUCUGUUCUUCAGUCUCCACCCCGAUGCAACAACAGACUCUGACAGCCUGCACGGGAGCUGCCCGGUCAUUGAAGGUCAGAAGUGGUCCGCAACUAAAUGGAUCCAUGUGAGGUCCUUCGACAUCUCUGUCAAGCAGGGAGCUUCCACUGACGGGUGCGAGGAUGAGAACGUCCUCUGCCCCCAGUGGGCUGCAGUAGGGGAGUGUGCCAAGAAUCCGAACUACAUGGUGGGUACCAAUGAAGCACCUGGCUUCUGCCGGAAGAGCUGCAAUGUGUGUGCACAGUAAGUUACUGAUCCACCCUUGUGAUACAUAGCAGCACGCCCUCGAUAAUUGUUGCCGCGGUACCGGGUGUAUAUAGGACUGAGCAUAGCAUGUGUAACCUGGAAGGAGUUAAGAUGUACUAAGAUCCAUUUCGCCUAUAUGCACCUAGAAAAAUUAUAGCCAGACUCUUGUUUCUGUUCAUUGUUCAAGCUCGAGGCUAGUUACUCAUUUUAGCUGAAGCAAUGGAAUCUACGACCACGGAUUGUACACUCUUCUUUGCUUCACUUUCUGUGGCAAUCGAUUGCUUUUCUUCUUGGAAAGGAAAGUUAUUCUUCUGGUGAAACUGGUUGCUUGCAAUUUACAAAAACGAGAGACAACUCAAUUGAUCUGGACCAGAUUUGAUAAGUAGACUCGUAGUAUGUAUAUAUCAAUAAUGUCUGGUGUCGUUUUACUUGUUGGGUUGUUGUUCAGUUGCCGAAUCGAAUGGAACACCUAUGCCCUGGCCUAUGUGUAAUGUGUGAUACCCAAUCUACCAAACCAAAUAAAUUUGCUUUUA
This is a messenger RNA of Oryza sativa Japonica Group (Japanese rice), 1502 nucleotides long. RefSeq names its product probable prolyl 4-hydroxylase 7. Lineage: Eukaryota; Viridiplantae; Streptophyta; Magnoliopsida; Poales; Poaceae. Gene Ontology annotation, biological process: peptidyl-proline hydroxylation to 4-hydroxy-L-proline. Gene Ontology annotation, molecular function: iron ion binding; L-ascorbic acid binding; procollagen-proline 4-dioxygenase activity. The record is from RefSeq and is a predicted model, not a curated record. Gene Ontology annotation, cellular component: endoplasmic reticulum.